Teleopsis dalmanni is the source of this 861-nucleotide messenger RNA. RefSeq names its product pupal cuticle protein 36a-like. NCBI's taxonomy places the organism in Eukaryota, Metazoa, Arthropoda, Insecta, Diptera, Diopsidae. The record is from RefSeq and is a predicted model, not a curated record. Bases 25 to 732 code for a protein of 235 amino acids. The transcript has 2 exons.
CUAUUAGCAGUGCCGAAGAAGAAAAUGAUCUUGCAGAAAUUUUGUUUUGUCUUCUUACUCCAUGCAUUUGUGCAUAUAAUUGAAGCAGCUCCAUUUAUUGGUGCCGGAAUUGGAAUCAGAGGUAGUCUUGGAGGGUGUGGACCAGGACUUGGACUUGGAGCAUCUGCUGGAAUCGGACUUGGGGGAAUUGGGGGAGCAGCUGUAGCUGGGCUUGGAGGAACCGCUAUGGCUGGGCUUGGUGGAAGCGCUGUAGCUGGACUUGGAGGUAGAGCUCUAGGGAUUGGAGGAAGCGCUGUAGCUGGGCUUGGAGGUACUGCUUUAGGGCUUGGAGGAAGCGCUGUAGCUGGGCUUGGUGGUGCAGCUCUAGGAAUUAGAGGUAGUGCUUCCAUUGGAUUACGGUCUCAAAUUCCUGUUAGUAAUUACCAGUCCGAUUACAAUCGACAUUAUGUACGCAUACGCCAAGAAACUUUGAAUGUGAGACACCAACAACCACCACCGUGUGGACCACCGCCCCCACCACCAUGUGGGCCACCGCCCCCACCACCGUGUCCGCCACCACCACCACCGUGUCCACCACCACCACCACCACCACCCAGAACACAUGUACAAACUGAAAUACUAGAAACAAGAUCACAAGUUCUCCCACCUAUCAACGAAGGAUGUAACCAAGGCCCCCCUGAUGUGUUAGUUAAUGUUCGACGAAGCAGUUUAGCAAGUAACUGUUCUAAAUAAAUAUCAAAUAAUUUGCAGAGGAUUUUCAAAUUUUUUAAAUUCGAUUAAAAAAAUUAAUGAAUUAAUUAAAAGGAAUUAUUAACCAUUUUCGAAUAACGUUGAAACUGCAUUAAUUAUGGCUUAAAUAUA